Hydra vulgaris (swiftwater hydra) is the source of this 2744-nucleotide messenger RNA. RefSeq lists its product as uncharacterized. Lineage: Eukaryota; Metazoa; Cnidaria; Hydrozoa; Anthoathecata; Hydridae. The record is from RefSeq and is a predicted model, not a curated record.
ACUUCUCCUGUGUGGGAGAUUACAGGUGCAGAGUUUAGUCAAUCUACAACUCAUACUGCAGCAGGGAUCUCAAUUCGCUUUCCUAGAGUUACUAAGGUUCGUUCAGAUAAAGACUGGAAAAGUGCUACUAAUUUAAGUCAACUUCAGAAGUUAUACAAUGAAUCAAAGAAAACUACAGAUAGGUCAAAAACACAAUGGUUAAAUGGAAUGAGGUUUGGUUGGAAAAGCUUGAUAAAAAUCUAGUUAAAAUUAAACUAUGGGCUGAGAAAAAAAACUCUGAUUAUGCAUUCUGUAAACUCUGAUUAUGCAUCUGUAAACUCUGAUUAUGCAUUCUGCAAACUUUGUUUUAGUGAUUUGAAAUACAGUUUAGUUGGUUUUCAAGCUCUUUAUCAGCAUUCUACUAAACCUAAACAUAAAUUAGUUUCUGAUAUUAGAUUUUCUAAAACAGCUCGUCAUUUAUAUAUAGAUUCCAAUAAAAACUCUAUUGGGAGAGAGAAAGUAGUACAGUUAGAGUAUUCUAUAAAUGAUAAAAUUUCAGCUGCAGAAGCUAUGUGGCUGUUUAAAGUAGCUGAAAAUGAUCUUGCUUUAAGACAUUGUGAUAAUACAUCAUUGUUAUUUCAAAGAAUGUUUCCAGAUAGUAUAGUAAGUCAAGGUUUUAGUAUGAGUAGACAAAAAUCUUCAUAUAUAUUUCAAGAUGGCCUUGGACCAUUGUUGGAGAAACGCCUGUGUACUAGUAUAACAAAAAGUCAAGGUGCUUUUACUUUAAUGUUUGAUGAAACAACUACAGCACAACAAAAAAAACAAAUGGAUCUUUUAUGUUGUUUUUGGUCAGAAGAGGAGAACCAAGUUGUGACAAAAUAUUUGACAUCGCUUUUCUUUGGCAGAGCAACAGCAGAAGAUGUCAAAAAAAUGCUUGCAGAUUUACGUUAUACUGAAAGAUUUGAUUUACCAUGGGAUCGACUUUUUAAUAUUUCAGCUGAUGGUCCUAAUAUUAACAAGGCCAUUUGGAAGUUAUUAAAUGCUGAACUUCAUAGUGAUGGCUUUAAUGGCUUAUUACCAUUUGUAAGUUGCACUUUGCACACAGUGCAUAAUGCAUUUCGAAAAGCAAUUAUAGUUUUAGGUGAAGAUGCUGAGCAGCUUGCAUUUGAUUUGCAUGCUUGGUUUAAGAAUGCACCCUGCAAAAUAGAGGAUUUCAAAAUAUUAGCUGAUUGCAUUUUUAUUGAAGAUGAAACAUUGUUUCUUCGUUUUAUAAAUACUAGAUGGCUUACUUUUUCUGCUACACUUGUAAAAGUUCUAUUAAGAUGGGAAGAUACUAAGAAAUAUUUUUUGGAGUAUAUUCCAAAGCAAAAAGAAUAUAAAAAGACUCUGACAAACAACAAGCGUUAUGUUAGGAUUCAGAGAUCUCUUAAAGAAAAUGAAAAUGAGUUACUUGUGUCCAUCAAAUUCCUUAUUCCCUUGUUUGAAAAAUGCUUGACCAUAUUCCAAGAUGAAGGACCAUUUGUUCAUAUUUUAUUUUAUAAAAUGAAAGAUCUUUUAAUAUCAUUGAUGAUGCAUUUUCUUAAACCUUCUGCUGUUAAUGGUAAACUUUCCAAAGAUCUUUUAAAAAUUGAUUCUUCUGAUUCAACUAUCCACCUUGAUUUAAAUAAAAUGGAUUUUGGCGAGGAGGCUGAAAACCAAGUGAAAAAAAUUUCAUGUGAAAAAAAAAGAAGUUUCUACUUACAGCAAAUGAGAGAUGGUUAUAUAUCCAUUGUAAAACACUUACAAAAAAAACUUUCGCUUCAUUCGCAGGUAUUAAAAGAUUUGACUUGUUUGGGUGCUCAAAUGAGAUCAGAACCUUGGACUGUUAAUGCAAUUGGACGAUUAGCAGUUAUGAUGCCACAUGUGAUAAAGGAAAGAGAGGUAUCAUUUGUGAAAGAUGAAUGGAAAUUGUAUCAAGCAGCUAAUAUCUCAAAAGACUGGUUUUUAGAUUCUGAUACAAAAAAAUUAAAAAGAAUUGACUACUACUGGGCUAAAGUUUUUAAAAGUGACAAGGAAUAUGGAAAAACUAAGUAUGUAUAUCUCAGUAAAGUUGUUAAGAGCUGUUUAACUAUUCAAAAUGGAAAUGCUAUUGUAGAGCGAAGUUUAUCAGAUAAUAAAAAUACAUUGACUUCAGAGCGAGUAAAAUUAAGCAAUGAAACAUUAAUGGCUUUGAGAAUAUCAAAGGAAUACGCAAGAAGUUGCAAAGGAGCAUAUAAUGUUGAUGUACUCUCUAAAGAGGUUGUUCAAGCAGUGCAAAAUGCUCACAGAAUAUAUAAAAAAAGAAAAGCAGAGGAAGAAGAAGAAAUAAGAAUAAAUGAUAUUCAUAAGCUAGAAAUUAUUGAUAAAGAAAAACAACACAAAGAAAUGCUUGAAAAAGUUGAAAAAAACAACAAAAAUCUAGUUCAAAAGGAAAAAAAUCUUGAAAAUGAUGAGAAAAAUGCAGAUCUAGAGUUUCAACUGGCUCAGAGAAUGCUAGAUGAAGCGACCAAGUCUAUGCAAAGUGCCAUCAAUAAAGAAGACAUGAUAGUCAUCUUGAUUUGAAUAAAAUGAGUUCCAAAAGCAGAAAGAGAGCACAAUUGGCUCAGCAAUAUGCUCGUAGAAAGACUUAUAAAUUUGAACAGUUUAUAAAUAUCCCAUAUAUUGGUACUGAAGGUGAAAAAGUUGAGGCUUUUGAUAACAUAAAGAAAAUACCAUCUGUAAGCAAACUUUUGUAUCCCCAUUCCUAU